Molecule: messenger RNA, 969 nt
Organism: Drosophila subpulchrella
Lineage: Eukaryota; Metazoa; Arthropoda; Insecta; Diptera; Drosophilidae
Product: chymotrypsin-2
Exons: 2
Coding region: 11-886 (291 amino acids)
Biological process (GO): proteolysis
Molecular function (GO): serine-type endopeptidase activity
Source: RefSeq, a predicted model, not a curated record
GGUCGCAGUCAUGUGUCUUUUGAGAUCUCUUUGCCUGGCAUCUUUGUUCACCGUGCUGUCAGCCGGCCAGGAUACGGUUUCCGACUCCCCAACUACGGUUAUUGACGCCCCAGAGACGAGCACGCCUCUGGUGGCAAAGUCAAUUCUUAACCGCUCUCGCUAUCCUUAUGUCGUCUCCAUCGGUACCAACACCAAAGGAUAUUACAAGCACCUCUGUGUCGGCGUGAUAAUUUCGAAUGAAUUCUUGCUUACUGCGGCCCACUGCAUUAAAAGACUGCCGAACCAGAAACAGGCAAAAAAGUUUGUAGCCGGUGGCGACGAUUUUCUCGGCAGCCGGAAGCAAACCCGGUUCUUCGUCGUCCAAGUGCAGUGGCAUCCCCAGUUUAAGUUGCUCGGCGGCCACGAUAUUGCCGUGGUCAGGGUCUAUCCGAAAUUUCCGCUCGAUGAUAAGCGAUUCCGAAGUAUUAAAUUCAAGAGCAAACCGAGAACGGACAGUGGCGAGAAGGUUUCUAUGCUUGGCUGGGGACGGGCGACUGUCGGCAGGAUCAAAAAGAUCCAGGAGACCCCCUUCAAGACAAUGCGAAACGAUAUGUGUAAGCAGAAGCACCGAUUCGUAUUCCUAACCAAAACUGACAUCUGUGCCUUGCACUUAAAAGGACCUCAAGGCGCCUGUGACGGAGACUCGGGAGCCCCCUUGAUGGAUGUGGCAAAUGAAAGGCUCGUUGGCUUGCUUUCGUAUGGUAAAAAAGCCUGCACACCAUUUCAGCCGUAUGCUUUUACUCGUGUCAGCGAUUAUUCGAAGUGGAUUCAGCAAGCUAUGGACUAUAUGGACACAGUUAUAAGUGUAGCUAAUCGAACUAUUUGGAAAGAUACGGGCAAGGGUUAAUCUGUGAUUGUGAUUGUUAUUUUUAUAUUCAAACUAUAAAAAGCAACACAUAUUUUUUAAAUAAAAAGAUAGUUUUUAUUGAA